Trametes versicolor FP-101664 SS1 is the source of this 1322-nucleotide messenger RNA. RefSeq lists its product as uncharacterized. Lineage: Eukaryota; Fungi; Basidiomycota; Agaricomycetes; Polyporales; Polyporaceae. The transcript has 7 exons. The record is from RefSeq and is a predicted model, not a curated record. Bases 171 to 1160 code for a protein of 329 amino acids. Gene Ontology annotation, cellular component: Golgi apparatus. Gene Ontology annotation, molecular function: antiporter activity. Gene Ontology annotation, biological process: GDP-fucose import into Golgi lumen; protein O-linked glycosylation via fucose.
GACGAGAACGACUGCGCCAACCUCCCUCUUGACUGUCCUACCUCAUUCGUCUGGGUGUUACUGCUUCAUAGUCCAACAUGCCGUCCCCUUCGUCUCACCAGCACCCGCCCUCGAGGGCGUUGGUGAUCGGGACAGUGUCUUUUUACUUGGUUGCUGCGUUGGCGAUGGUUAUGGCGAACAAAUGGGUCCUCAACAUAACAGACACUCCCCUGUUCUUCCUCCUAUCACAGCUCGUAAUUGCGGUCAUUCUCUUCCUAUUGGCGCAUAUGGCCGGUAUGCUACAACUACCCCUCCAACUUGACACGCAAGUGUGCAAGGGCUUGAUACCCAUGGUUGGCCUUAACGUUAUCGGGCUCAGCUUCAGCAAUUAUACCCUGAAAUAUGUCGACGCGUCGUUCUACCAAGUCGCGCGCGGCAUGGUUCUUCCCUUCACUGUUGGCACCUCAUUCUUCCUGUUGCACGCCCGGCCGUCGCUCCGUAUCCUCCUUGCCUGCGGCGUAGUCACUAUCGGCUUCUUCGUCGGCGUCUUCCUGGAUGGCACUGAAGUCUCUCUGGUCGGCAUCAUAUUCGGCGUCCUGAGCUCGAUGAUCACCGCCCUCCACUCUGUCGUCAUCAAGAAAAGCCUGGACGUUGUGCACGGCAGCGCACUGCACCUCUCCUGGUACACGAACCUCAUGAGUGCCGUCGUCCUGGCGCCAAUCAUCAUCCUCGUCGGCGAGCUUCCCGGGGUCAUGAAGCUCUUGUUCGGCGCGAACGAGAACGCCGCGGGCCAGAUGAGCACACUCGCGACAUUUGUUAUGGGCUCCCUCAUUACGGGCGCGUUCGGCUUCCUCAUGAGUCUCGCGAGUUUGAUGUCAAUCAAAGUCACUUCGCCCAUCACGCAUAUGGUCUCCUCCGCCGUGCGCGGUGUCGCGGCGUCCCUCCUAGGCGUAUGGCUGUUCCACGACAUCGUUACUCAGGGCCGUGCGUCAUCCAUCGGCAUCAUCCUCCUCGGCUCGAUCUGGUAUACCUGGAUCAAGCACGUCGAGUCGCAGCCGGCGACCCCGAGCAAAGCUCACUACGAGCCGGUUCCUCUCGAACAACUCGAGGAGGGCAAGAGCAGCCCGACUGGGCAUGCCUCGCACCGACACUCGCAGUCUGCGCGUGAUGCACGCGACUGAGGGUGCUGCGGGGGCGCGCUCAGGCGUUAGACGUGAUAGUCCUUAUUCGCGAAGGACGACCAAUACUAUGUACGUGGUUACUAUAGCAGACCAUGACGGUGAUAAUGUAUAGAGGUUUGUUCCGGCGGCUCGAUUGCGGCUCGAUUGUAAUCCUCAUUUAUC